AUGUCUAGGUAUUAUCCUAUCAAAUCUGUGCCUCAGAAGCUGCUAAACCAUGGCAAAAAGCCUUUCAGCCAGCACGGGAGAAGGCUGUGCUGUAGCAUCACUCCAAGCACAGUCUUGAUCAUCCUCACUAGGUGCCACAGGGACAAGAUAGUGGUUUUCCUAAGUCAUCUGGGCUGUGACUUCCUACUUGUGACUGGACAUCUUGCCCUCCACAGAAUUCCUCUUCGCAGAACACACCAGAAGUUUGUCAUCUCCACCUCUACAAAAGUUGGUAUCAGCAAGAUUAAAAUCCCCGAAUACCUGACUGUUGCUUACUUCAAGAACAAGCAGCUGCGGAAACCCAAUUACCAGGAAGAGAUCUUCGACACGGAGAAGGAGAAUUAUGAGAUUAAAGAGCAACAAAAGGCUGAUCAGAAAGCUGUGAACUCGCAGAUUUUGCCAAAGAUUAAAGCUGUUCCUCAACUCCAGGGAUACCUGUGA
Molecule: messenger RNA, 480 nt
Organism: Apodemus sylvaticus (European woodmouse)
Lineage: Eukaryota; Metazoa; Chordata; Mammalia; Rodentia; Muridae
Product: 60S ribosomal protein L6-like
Exons: 1
Coding region: 1-480 (159 amino acids)
Biological process (GO): ribosomal large subunit assembly; cytoplasmic translation
Cellular component (GO): ribosome; cytosolic large ribosomal subunit
Molecular function (GO): RNA binding; structural constituent of ribosome
Source: RefSeq, a predicted model, not a curated record